Molecule: messenger RNA, 2376 nt
Organism: Panonychus citri (citrus red mite)
Lineage: Eukaryota; Metazoa; Arthropoda; Arachnida; Trombidiformes; Tetranychidae
Product: poly(rC)-binding protein 3-like
Exons: 5
Coding region: 828-2078 (416 amino acids)
Biological process (GO): regulation of RNA metabolic process; regulation of gene expression
Cellular component (GO): cytoplasm; nucleus
Molecular function (GO): mRNA binding
Source: RefSeq, a predicted model, not a curated record
UCACUUGCUAGUCCUUUUCAUUGAAUUUAAUUCAUCUCUAAUACUGAAUUUAAUUAACAAUCAGUAAUCAAGGAUCUGAUUCCACCUUUUUGAUUGUUUAGACAAAUUGUUCUUUUUUUCUUCAAUUGUUUUCAUUCCGUUAAUCAUCAUCAUCUUGAUCAUAUUUCUUUUCUUUUCCUUCUUCUUCUCCUCCUCAUCCUCAUCCCCAUCAUCCUUAUCCUUCUCAACCUUUAUAUCCUUUUUGUUUCUCUGGUGUUUUUUUAAUGAAUUUCGGUUUUCUGCUUAAUCCAUCGCAACACCGACAAUUUAAUCUUUACCAUCAUCUUCAGGUUAACAGGUAACCGGCAGUCUACACUGUCCACAUCUAAUUUUUCUUUGGAGUUUAUUAGUGAUCAAUGAGAUUAUCCAGAGAGAUAAAUAUUAUUCUGGAAUAUAUACUCUGAAUGAUCUCUAUGAAAUUCGUACCAACAGUAUACCUGUACCCGCUUUAAAGCUCAUAUUGUUAACAAAGUGUUCACUCAUUCUUGGAAAUAUACUCUCAUUAUUGGACAGCAACACUUUGUCCUUCCAGAUCGGAGUAUUUAAAAAAAAAUACUUCUUGUUUUCCGUUUUCCAUUUAUUGAGAAACACAAAGCUUUAAGAGUGAUAUCAUUAGUUAAAUUACCUUCAAAUUAAUUUAUUGUGAACAUUACAAAAGAAGCUAAAAGAAAACAAAUAAGUCUAUUAUCCUAAAAGGACCCGUGAAUUUUUGGACUAAACAAAUUUAAUUUAUUAAUUAUCGAUUAUUUUUUUUCACAUUUACCUACACGGACAUAGAAGUUAUUAAAAUGGCAACUACAGUUGUUGAUCCAAAUAAACCACUCGAUGGCCCCUCUGUAACCCUUACCAUACGUUUAAUAAUGCAAGGUAAGGAAGUUGGCAGUAUAAUUGGUAAAAAAGGUGAUAAUAUAAAAAAAUUUCGUGAGGAAAGUGGUGCCAAAAUCAACAUAUCAGAUGGUUCCUGUCCAGAAAGAAUUGUAACUGUAACCGGAUCUACUGAGAGCAUCCUAAAGGCUUUCUCUUUGAUUGGUAGAAAAUUUGAAGAGAUGCAUGAACCCUGGAAAGAUGGUCAAAGUGGAACAAAUUCUGUUACCCUUCGUUUAAUAGUUCCAGCCUGUCAAUGUGGAUCUUUAAUUGGUAAAGGAGGUUCAAAGAUAAAAGAGAUCAGAGAAAUAACUGGAGCUAGUAUUCAAGUAGCUAGUGAAAUGUUACCCAAUUCAACAGAGAGGACAGUUACCAUCUCUGGAAGUUCUGACUCAAUAACCAAAUGUAUCUAUCAAAUUUGCUGUGUUUUGAUGGAAUCACCGGCUAAAGGUGCAACAAUACCUUAUCGACCUAAACCAGCCAUGGCACAGCUUUUCUUUGCUGGUGGUCAAGCAUACACUCUACAAGGUCAAUACACAAUGCCUCAUCCAGAUCUGACUGAAUUACAACAUGAUGCACUUCAACAGCAUCCACUUAUAUCAGGUCAUAAUGUCGGUGCUGUGAAUCCACAAGCGCUCGCUACUCUAACCGCAACAAGUUCAAUUCGACCUGUAACUGCAACCACCGAAAUGGCGAUACCAAAUCAUCUAAUUGGCUGUAUAAUUGGUAAAGGAGGGGCGAAAAUCAAUGAGAUUAGACAGCUUUCCGGAGCUUCAAUUAAAAUAUCUAAUACAGAAGAAGGUUCCAAAGAAAGAACUGUUAGCAUAACCGGUACACCUGAAUCAAUCAAUUUGGCCCAAUACCUCAUUAAUUCCAGCAUGGAACUGCAUCAAAACCUGACCCUAGAUCCAUCCUCUAAUCCUACGAUGAACCCACAAUCAACCGCAGCUUCAACCCUCACCACCAAUCCAAUGGCAUAUCCCCUAACGCAACUGGUGGGACCGUCUCCACUGGCUUUGGCUGUUACCCCAAAUGCUGCAAACCUUUAUGACCUCAACAACUUCUCAAGUCAAACAUCUCGUAUGAAACCUAUGAAAUUAAAAGCUGGAACUCAAGGGAUGACAACUACACCCGGUAUUGAGACCAAAGCUGAUCGAAAAUUCGCUCCCUAUUAAGCCCAAAAACACACACAUACACACACACAGAAACACCAUAUUAUUCACUCCUUAUAAUGAUAACCUUUUUUUCUCUCUAUCUAUCUAUUCGACUCUUUCGAGAUUCAAGCUGAAAAUUCCGAGUGAUUUAUGUGAAUAAUGAUGAGAUUGCGAGUGCGGGUAAGAGUGUGUGCGAGAAUCCAGAAAUCAGAAAGACAAAUUUAACUAAUGUAACAGUAGCAUAAAACUAAAUGAAUAUUUACAAAUGCGCUUUUGUAUUGAGAACGAAAAAAAACAUGCUAAAUGAUUUACCACCCAA